GCUUUAGAAGGCGCGGCUGUCGAGGGGCAGCGAUGGGGGACGCGGACCGCGGCGAUGCUCGGGAUGCAGGCGCAGCGCAGGAGGAGCCUCUGGAGAAGCCUCCUUAUUCCUACGUGGCUCUGAUCGCUAUGGCUAUUCAGUCCAGCCCGGAACAACGCCUUCCCCUCCGUGACAUCUACGCCUACAUCGCGGGGCGAUUCCCUUACUACCGCGGAUGCCCUAAAGGUUGGCAGAACAGCGUUCGCCACAACCUCAGCCUCAACCCUUGCUUUCGCCGCUUGCCCCGCCGCUCCGCCGGUAACGACGCCGUCCCCUGUCGCGGAGGAGAGUGGGCGAUGGAUCCUGCCUUCCAAGAUAUGUUCCCUGGGGGUGAUUAUAGCCGAAGACGUCGUCCUCGCCGCGUUUCUCCAUCCCCUCCGCCUCCCGCAGCGCCCUGGUCCCUCCCCGCAUCCCCGCACGCUCCGCUCGCUCUGCCGCUGCCCCGAGGAUGCUGCUGCCCCGAGGUGACCCCAACCUGGGGACCAACAGCCUUCUUGGGGGCGCCGGCAUGGGCUUUGCCCCCGCCUGAGCUGGGGAGCUUUGGGGUGAAGAUGCCCCCCGUCGCCUUUAAAUAAGGGGUGCGGGGUGAGGGCUCCGCGUUGGAGCAGGCUCGGGCUUCUUGAGGGGGGAAAUAAGGGGAUUAUAGAAGGAAAAAGUGGGUUUUAUAGCUUGAUAAAAACAUAUAUGCUUUAAAGUAAAGGUUACUCAUACCCCUGAUAUUCCCCUUGAAAAUAAGAAGCAUAAAAAGUGAGUUUUAUAGGUUGGUGAAAGCAGCCCAGGUGGUUUUCCGAGGGGCUGUGCACCCUUCGCUCGUCAAACAUCAGCUCUGGCUUUCAGGGGUUCAGAGGGAGGAAUUUGUUGCUUAUAAUAUAUUCAGCAGUUUUGGCUUUGAGGGGUUCAGAGGGAGGAAUUUGUUGCUUAUAAUAUAUUCAGCAGUUUUGGCUUUGAGGGGUUCAGAGGGAGGAAUUCGUUGCUUAUAAUAUAUUCAGCAGGUUUGGCUUUGAGGGGGUCAGAGGGAGGAAUUUGUUGCUUAUAAGACAUUCAUCAGCACUAGUUUUCAGGGGUUCAGAGGGGGAAACUGGUGGCUUAUAUUCAGCAGCUUUGGCUUUCAGGGGUUCAGAGGGAGAAAUUUGUUGCUUAUAAGACGUUCAGCAGCUUUGGCUUUUGGGGGUUCAGAGAGAAAAAUGUGUUGCUUAUAAGAUGUUCAGCAGCUUUGGCUUUCAGGGGUUCAGAGGGAGAAAUUUGUUGCUUAUAAGACGUUCAGCAGCUUUGGCUUUUGGGGGUUCAGAGAGAAAAAUGUGUUGCUUAUAAGAUGUUCAGCAGCUUUGGCUUUCAGGGGUUCAGAGGGAGAAAUUUGUUGCUUAUAAGACGUUCAGCAGCUUUGGCUUUUGGGGGUUCAGAGAGAAAAAUGUGUUGCUUAUAAGAUGUUCAGCAGCUUUGGCUUUCAGGGGUUCAGAGGGAGAAAUUUGUUGCUUAUAAGACGUUCAGCAGCUUUGGCUUUUGGGGGUUGAGAGGGAGAAAUUUUUGCUUAUAAGCCAUUCAUCAGCAUUGAUUUUCAGGGAUUCAGAGGGAGGAAUUUGUUGCUUAUAAAAUACUCAUCAGUAUUGGCUUUGAGGGGUUCAGAGGGAGGAAUUUGUCACUUGUAAGACAUUCAUCAGCAUUGGCUUGCAGAAGUUCAGAGGGAUGAAUUUAUUGCUCGUAAGACAUUCGGCAGCGUUGGCUUUCUGGGGUUCAGAGGGAGAAAUUUGUUGCUAAAUUCUGUUUUAUGUGUGUUCGGUAGCAACUACAGCUCUCAGUCCUGAGCCAUGGCAGAACAAAAACAUGGUUUGUAUUUAAAACCCUUUACAGCCACUGGCAACUAAGCCAGCACUUCACUGCACCUUGCCCAGCUCGUGUCAUCCUGCAUGUAGCAAGGAAUAUAGACAUCAUGCUCAGAAAUGGACUUUCUUGUUGGGUUUUGUUGCUUUUUUGGCGUUGUUGUUGGCUUGGCACCUGCACGCUGGGCUGCGUGAGGGGAAUAUGUAUCCCCAGCAAAUGCUUAUGUAAGAUCACUUUUACAUGCUUUUAAGUAAAGAUCGCUCCUACCCCCAAUAUUCCCCUUGAAAAUAAGAGAUUAUAAAGAGCAUAAAAAGUGAAUUUUAUAAGCUGACAAAACCAGCCCAGGUGGUUUUCUGAGAGGCUGUGUGCCUGCAGCUCAUAAGCCGUUCAUCAGUGUUGGCUUUCGGGGGUUCAGAGGGAGGAAUUUGUUACUAAUUUCUUAGUGCGCGUUUGGUAGCACCUACACAUCCUGCUGAAUGACUUAAAACCACUCGACUGCUGGAAAUGCCCAAGGGAAGAUGGAAAGCUGCUGUUUGUGCAGCAGGUCGGCUGCUGGUUCGAGUCUUUCUUCCAUGGAAAUAGCUGCAAGGAACUAAGAUGCGCCGCCUGGUUUCAAAGAGCAUGAACUGUGCUUCUGCACUGCUUUAUCUCUUUGGAUUUGGGGACGGGAGGGGAUGAUUUUGUUGUUUGAACCUUCAAGCAAGGCUCAAAGGGGGCUGCAGAACUCCAGCAAGCUCAUCGGGACCAUCCUGUGUCUUCUCAGAUCUGAAAGUACAUGAAGAGCUGUGUGGAUGCUAAUGGGAACCUUGGUUCAUGCAGGGAAAUUGUUUAUUUCAAGUGUCCUUAAACUAAUUUUGGAGCUUUUCUUUCACGGGUUAUGAAAAAACAAUAAGGUUUUUUUCAUUUUGAUGGAUAAAACCAAAGCAACAAAACACAGACCCCAAAGUUCUUUGGCAUAAUGCUGGGAAUCUUGUGGAUUUGUGUUUAAAGUGAAUUUAUUUGGGACUUAAUACAGGAAAGGGUUAUUUUACAUUGUUAUAUGUGUUUACAUAUGUUCAUUGUUAACAUGUUUCUUAUCAAUGAUGCUGUAAUUACUAUGUAAGGGUGCUUUCCCCUUUUAAAUUUCAGAGGGAGUUCUUUCUAUGCUUUUCCCUCAGAUUAAGGGUUCAGAGUCAAAAUAUGGUUCUAGUAAGAACUGCCUUGAUAUUUAAUUUUGAGGAAGAGUUCAAAUACUGUUAUGUGAAGACAGCAUUUGUUGUACGUUAUAUUUUAUGAUUUGUUUAAUAAAUAGUACUUCCUAAGAAUUGUGGCUUCAGAAAGUACUUAAACUAUUUUGACGCUUUCGUGAUGAA
This is a messenger RNA of Cuculus canorus (common cuckoo), 3209 nucleotides long. RefSeq names its product forkhead box protein I2. Gene Ontology annotation, biological process: regulation of transcription by RNA polymerase II; anatomical structure morphogenesis; cell differentiation. The record is from RefSeq and is a predicted model, not a curated record. Gene Ontology annotation, molecular function: RNA polymerase II cis-regulatory region sequence-specific DNA binding; DNA-binding transcription factor activity, RNA polymerase II-specific. The coding region runs from base 33 to 614 and encodes 193 amino acids. The transcript has a single exon. Lineage: Eukaryota; Metazoa; Chordata; Aves; Cuculiformes; Cuculidae.